Molecule: messenger RNA, 2983 nt
Organism: Phoenix dactylifera (date palm)
Lineage: Eukaryota; Viridiplantae; Streptophyta; Magnoliopsida; Arecales; Arecaceae
Source: RefSeq, a predicted model, not a curated record
GGAGUCUUGAGUAAGGAGUAGUAGUAACCAAAUAUAUAAACAAAAUAAAGCCUUUCAAAACUCCGGAAGGCCAGACCAGGCCGGCCAUGAGCCCUCUCCCUCUCCCUCUCCCUCUCCCUCUCCAUGUGUAUGCUUCUCUGUUUUCCGUCUUUACAUUUCUUUCUUCUCCCAUGGAUCUCGAUCAAAUAAUUUUAAUCUCUAAUUCACGAAGAGUAUGACUCCCUCCCCACCUCCUAAAACUAGACUCCUCCCUUUCUCCUUCUCCUUCUUCUUCGACGUUCCCAUAAUGAUGAUGAAAUAAUAAAAUAAUAAUAAUUUUUUCGUUUCUUCUGCAUCUCUCUCUAGUCUGAAGAGAGAGAGAGAGAGGGAGGAGAAGAGGGCGUCCGAGAUGUCAGAGGACGAGGAGGACGAGACACGAGGAGGAGAAGAAAAGCGGCGGUCGCCGGAUCCUGGAAGAGGAGGAGGUGGGGGCGCCAACCCUCCACCGCCGUUCUCCGACCAGGUCCUGGAGAACGUCCUUGAGAAUGUCCUCCAGUUCCUAGACUCCCGCCGGGACAGGAACGCGGUCUCUCUGGUGUGCCGGUCGUGGUGCCGCGCCGAGGCCCAGACCCGGCGUGACCUCUUCAUCGGCAACUGCUACGCCGUGUCCCCGGCCCGCGCCGUCGAGCGGUUCCGCCGCGUCCGGGCGCUCGUCCUCAAGGGAAAGCCCCGCUUCGCUGACUUCAAUCUCGUGCCCCCCAGGUGGGGCGCCGGCUUCUACCCCUGGCUUGCCGCCCUCGCUCCCGCUUACCCCUGGCUCGAGCGCCUCUGCCUCAAGCGGAUGUCCAUCUCCGACGCCGACCUCUCCCUCCUCGCCCUCUCCUUCCCCACCUUCCGCGACCUCACCCUCAUCUGCUGCGACGGCUUCGGCACCGCCGGCCUCGCCGCGAUCGCCGAGCACUGCAGGCACCUCCGAGUGCUGGAUCUGAUAGAAAACGACGUGGAGGAGGAGGAGGAGGAGAUGGUGGACUGGGUGUCGAGAUUCUCGACGACGAGCUUGGAGUCGCUCGUCUUCGACUUUGUGGGAUGCGCGGUGAACUUGGAUGCCUUGGAGGCGCUCGUGGCCCGCUCCCCCUCCCUCCGGAGGCUGCGGGUGAACCAGCACGUCUCCGUCGGCCAUCUCCGCCGUCUCAUGGAGCGGGCGCCGCAGCUCACCCACCUCGGCACCGGGUCCUUCGGGGAGGGCGGGGGCGGUGGAGGGGAGGUGGAGGUCGCCGACCUGGAGGCGGCCUUCGCCGCCUCCAGGUCGCUGGUGUGUCUCUCGGGAUUCCGGGACCUUGCCCCCGAGUACCUCCCUGCCAUCUGCCCUGCUUGUGCCAACCUCGCUUCUCUCAACCUCAGCUACGCCGAUAUCACCGCCGAGCAGCUCAAGCCUGUCAUCAUUCAUUGCCAUAAUCUCCAGACUUUCUGGGUUCUUGACACCGUUGGCGAUGAAGGGCUUCAGGUGGUGGCUGCGACGUGCAAGGACCUCCGCGAGCUCCGGGUCUUCCCCUUAGAUGUCACAGAGGACUCCGAGGGCUCUGUAUCGGAUGUAGGUCUCGUUGCAAUUUCGCAGGGAUGUCGGAAGCUCCGCUCGAUUCUAUACUUCUGCCAAAGAAUGACGAAUGCUGCUGUGGCGACCAUGUCCGAGAAUUGCCAGGAGCUGGUCGUGUUCCGCCUCUGCAUCAUGGGCCGCCACCGCCCUGAUCACCUCACCAGGGAACCCAUGGACGAGGGAUUUGGGGCCAUCGUCAUGAACUGCAAGAAGCUCACCCGGCUUGCCGUGUCCGGCCUGCUGACCGACAAGGCGUUUGGGUACAUCGGAAUGUAUGGGAAGCUGUUGAGGACCCUUUCGGUGGCCUUCGCGGGGAACAGCGACUUGGGUCUCAGGUACGUGCUCGAGGGGUGCCCCAAAUUGCAGAAGCUUGAGAUCAGGGACAGCCCUUUCGGGGAUGCAGGUCUUCUCUCCGGGAUUCACCAUUACUAUAACAUGAGGUUCUUGUGGAUGUCAUCUUGCAAGCUUUCGCUUAGGGGCUGCAAGGAAGUAGCGCAGAGGCUGCCGCACUUGGUGGUGGAAUGGAUCAGGGACAAACCUGAGGAAGAUGAUGGCGAGGCUGUUGAGAAGUUGUACGUGUACCGGUCUCUUGCAGGGCGUAGGAAUGAUGCUCCUCCAUUUGUGGAGAUUUUAUAAGCUCCGCCUUUCAGUAGAGAUACUAGGGAGAAGAACAAGCCAGCCUCUUUACUUUCUGGGUGUGGCUGAGGAGCUCAAGUCCAAAUGGACAAUGCUUUGAUUCAAUGCAAUGAGUGCAAAUUUGGUGGACAGUUUUCAUAACCCAUCAGAUACUUCUCAUGCUUCUUGCCAUUAAGUGGGGAUAGCUCCAUUAUUUUUUUUUUCUUUUUAAUCGCCUGUUCCCCUUACGCUUUGGUUCUUGAAACAGCGUAUGCAAGGAGGAGUCGGUCUUCCAGGGAUCUCUUUCGUUUGUUUGCGCAGGUGAAAGAUUUGAUGUGGUAGAAGCAGAGGGGGAGCAUAUCUGCAUAUCUAGACAUGGAAGAGAGUAAUAUAAUGUUGUUGUAUCAAUGGAACAUUAUUUAUGCAAUCAAUCUUCUAUCAGCAUAAGAGCAAGGCUACACGGUGAUCGGCCUGAGCAAAGUGGUUUUUCAGAUGGCUCGUGGAUGCAUCCUAUGCCUCAGAAGUGCGCCGAGACCUCUCAUUUUCUUUUGCGCCCUCGGAGAAGAAAGCCGAGUGCAUCUUUGGAUUGCACUCCGAGACCAAUGCCUCGAACUUGAUGUGAAACUUGGAGCUUUGCAACUGUUCUCUACUUUAUUAUGUUUAAGAGUUUCUUAGUAUUCCAUGGACAUGAGAGAGUUAUCUUUGCUGCUUGUGUUGUGGCUAUUUGUGCAAUAUAUCAGAUGCUUGCAAUCAGAAUCUCUUGUAGGAACUGAAGAAUAUCUACUGUCGCCUCUC